Molecule: messenger RNA, 2010 nt
Organism: Ricinus communis (castor bean)
Lineage: Eukaryota; Viridiplantae; Streptophyta; Magnoliopsida; Malpighiales; Euphorbiaceae
Product: sorting and assembly machinery component 50 homolog B
Exons: 4
Coding region: 104-1660 (518 amino acids)
Biological process (GO): protein insertion into mitochondrial outer membrane
Cellular component (GO): SAM complex; outer membrane
Source: RefSeq, a predicted model, not a curated record
CAGCAGUGGCCCAAAAAGGACUAAUAGCACUGAACUAAACGCCAUUGCAAAGUAAAAACCUCUCUCUAACUUCUAAUUCGCCGUUUUUUCUCGCUCCGUUUAAAUGGAAAAACCCGACCCGAUCGCUGAAAACCCUGAUAAUGGCGAAGAAGAAGAAGAAGACGACCUGGACGACGACGAAGAUGACCUUGAACCCGAACCCGAGCCGCUGAACCCGCGGGCCCGAGAGUCACAAGCAAGAGUAGAAAGGGAAAAAGUGGAAAAUCUAAUUCGCCGGAUGCAAACCGAAACGGUGCCGCUGCGAGUUCAUGAUGUGAUAAUCAAAGGAAAUGUUAAAACAAAAGACUCAAUACUAGAAUCCGAAACGGCGUUGCUUAAAGACGUAUCGUCGAUGCAAGAACUGCUAGAGGCGUCUAAAGUGGUUAAUUUUAGGUUACAAGCGCUAGAAGUGUUUGAUUCGGUUAGGAUUACGCUUGAUUCUGGUCCAUCGGAACUUGCUGGUACGGCUAAUGUGGUUGUUGAAGUUGUGGAGAGUAAAAGUCCUGUUUCUUGUGAAGUUGGUGCAUACACCAAAGGCGAGGCUAGAUCUUCAACAGUUGAAGGAACUCUCAAGUAUAAAAACCUAUUUGGUUAUGGGGAUCUUUGGGAUUCCUCUGUGGCAUAUGGUGGUGACCACAUGACUGAGGUAAGUGCUGGUGUGUAUGUGCCAAGAUUUAAAGGACGUGUAACUCCUCUAACAGCAAGACUAUUCCUACUAUCCCAAGAUUGGCUAAGAUUUUCUUCAUACAAAGAGCGAUCGUUGGGCCUCUCCCUUGGCUUAGUUUCAAGCAGGAACCAUGAUUUGGUAUAUAAUCUUGCAUGGCGCACCUUGACAGAUCCAUCACAAAUGGCGUCCAGGUCAAUAAGGAGGCAGCUUGGUCAUGGUUUACUUUCAUCUUUGAAAUACACAUUUAAGGUUGACCAGAGAAAUUCACCUUUGAGGCCAACACAUGGAUAUGCUUUUGUUUCUACCACUCAAGUUGGUGGUCUUGCACCUGAUAGUCGGAGCUUGCGGUUUUUGCGCCAGGAACUUGAUCUUCGUUAUGCAAUCCCUCUGGGAUUUUUGCGUUCUGCACUCAAUCUUGGAAUCUCUGUUGGUGUUGUUUUUCCAUGGGGAACUGGAUUUUCAAAUAUGCCUUCACCUCUGCCAGAGAGAUUCUUUGUUGGUGGCAAUUUGUCUCCAGUUUGCACUUUGGGAGGUCCAAUGGCAUUUUAUGGAUUCAGGACAAGGGGACUGGGCCCUACUGAGCCUCGAAGGCAGUUGCAAAGUAAUUCAACAGAUGAUAGUGCUGACCCUGGGAGAGAUUAUCUUGGAGGAGACCUUGCUGUUACUGCUUUUGCAGAUCUUUCUUUCGAUUUUCCAUCCAAGUGGUGUCAAGCAAAAGGAAUCCAUGGACAUGUAUUUGCCUCUGCUGGAAAUGUUGACAAACUAACUGAAAAUGCAUACCGAAAUUUUUCAUUGCAAAAAUUUGUGGAAUCAAGUCGAAGCACAGUGGGAGUUGGGAUUGUUGUCCCUACAAAUCUGUUCCGUUUGGAGUUAAAUUACUGCUACAUAUUGAAGAAAUUUGAGUAUGAACGUGGAAAGUCAGGGUUCCGAGUCAGCUUCUCCACUCCAUCAUAGCAUUUGGACUGGCAGACUUCUGUUGACACACAAAAGCGAUGGCAGAUAGUUGAGUUCUCAUGUAUUUUCCGCAUUGCUGAGGAUAUGAUAUAUCAGACCUCCUCCAUUUUUUGUUACAAAUGUAAUUUUGCAUCAAAUGUCUUCAGUGGGUCUGGAAUUCUCAGAGGCACAAAUUGAGGGGAUAAUUCGAUAUGUCAAGAAUUAACUUGGGCCCUGUGUUUCAGGGUGUUUGAUAAAAAUGUCAAUUUUCCAAUUUCAAAUGUGGGGAGGAUCUGGUUAGAUAGUGCUUUGUUUCUCAGUUUCAUGACAAAGCAAUUUGAUUUUUAAUAAGGGCACUAUUUAACUACUUA